GAAAUGGAUCAUUCAAUGAACUUCACAAACACAAUCAUUGCUAACCUGGUGGAACUUGAUGAAUGAAAGAGAGUGAACUGAAGAGGGAACAUUCUGAUCUAUCUAGAACCUUCAAGCUUGUGUUGGAAACUCAACAAAACAAGGUUAAUAUUUAGUGGAGUUAUGAACUCAUGAUGGAUUGCAUUUCUGGUUUUGCCUCUUCCAUUUCAAGAGAUUUGGUGGUAGGAACAACAAAUCAAUUGCGCUAUCCUUGUUGCUUCAAUGAUUUCAUUGAAGACCUUGAACAAGAGGAAGAAAAGUUAAUCACAACAAGGAACAGUGUUGAAGACCGUGUUAAACAUGCCAGAAAACAAGUAAUAAAGAAUGCUGAAGUUGUGAAUGCAUGGUUGGAGAAAUCUAACCCUCUCAAAGAUAAAGCAGAGGACUUAAUAAGAAAAGCAAGAACAAACAAGAGUUGUUGUUUUGGCUACUGUCCAAAUUGGAUUUGGAAGUAUCAUCUAGCCAAGAAGUUAGCAAAAAGAAGAAAGGAAGUUGAAAUGUGUGUUCAAGAAGGUAAAAUGUAUAUACAAUAUGAAAGGAUUGCUUCACUUCCAAGCAAGCAACAUUUCUUGGAAAAUUGUUUGAAGUUUGAUAGCAGAGAAGGUGACUAUGAGGAGCUUCUAGAGGCACUGAAAGAUGAUGAGGUUACUACUAUUGGAUUGUAUGGCAUGGGAGGUUGUGGUAAAACCACCAUGGCUAUGGAACUUAUGAGGACUGCAGAAGCUGAGAAUCUAUUUGAUAAGGUGCUUUUUGUGUCUGUGUCUAAUAUAGUAGAUGUCAGGAAGAUUCAAGAUAGAAUUGCCAGUGCUUUGCAGUUUCAGUUUCCAGAAGGAGGAGAAUCGGAGAGAGCACAGCGCUUGCGCGCGAGAUUGAAUCUUGAUGACCAGAGAACUCUUGUCAUUCUAGAUGAUUUAUGGCAAUCACUUGAUUUUGGUGUUAUAGGAAUUCCAUCAGGUCAAAACCAUAGAAACUGCAAGGUUCUCAUCACUACACAAUAUGAAACAGUUUGUAGUCUGAUGAAUUGUCAAAGAAUGAUUUACUUAUCAACCUUAACUGAUGAAGAAGCAUGGGAGCUUUUCCAGAAUCAAGCACAACUAUCCGGAAGCACUUCGGAUAACUUGAAGCAUCUGGGAAGACUGAUUUCAGAUGAAUGCAAAGGAUUGCCUGUUGCUAUUGCUGCUCUGGCUAGCACUUUGAAAGGCAAGGCUGAAGAUGAUUGGAAUGUUGCAUUGGUUAGAUUGAGGAAUUCAAUUCCGGUGAAUAUUGAGAGAGGUCUGAAAGAUCCUUAUAAAUGCUUCAGAGUAAGCUAUGACAACUUGGAUACCAAAGAAGCCAAGUCACUUUUCUUGUUGUGUUCUGUGUUCCCUGAAGGUUAUGAAAUCCCGGUUGAAACUCUAAUCAGAUUUGCAAUAGGACUUGGCAUGGUUGGAGAAGUUUGGUCAUAUGAGGAGGCAAGGAGUGAAGUAUGUGCAGCUAAGAACAAACUCAUAAGUUCUUGUUUGCUAUCAGAUAUGGGAGGAGGAAAGCGUGUCAAGAUGCAUGAUUUGGUUCGCGAUGUAGCCCUUUGCAUUGCAAGCAAUGACAACAAGGUGAUCAAGUGUGUGUUAGAAAAGAGUGCAAUUUUGGAAUCCAGAUCAAUAAGGUAUCUGUUGUGUAAGGAGUUUCCAAGUGAACUAAACUGUUCAAGUAUUGAACUUCUAUGCUUAGAAACAAAUUCAGAAGUAUCAGAUGAAAUGUUCAGAACAAUGGGAAGGCUUCAAGUUCUGUUUCUUAGCUGCAAAGGCCUUGGUACUAGCUCAUUAUCAACCAUGUCGUUUAAGUGGUUGAUAAACCUUCGUUGUUUAUGGCUGAAGAUGUGGAAAUUAGGUGACAUCUCUUCCAUGGGAUAUAUGACAAAGCUCGAAAGCCUUACGCUGCUUGGUUGUUCAUUCUUGGAGUUAACUGAAGAUGUAAUGGCACAACUAACAAAAUUGAGGCUGCUACAUUUGUCAGAAUGCAAAAUGGAGAGAAAUCCUUUUCAAGUAAUUGGAAGAAGGCCAUCGUUGGAAGAACUUUACAUUGAUGGUGAGACAUCUAAAUGGGACAAUGGUAAUGGAGGCCAAACUGAAUUCUUCAGAAAUUUUAGAGUCCCUCAAGCAUUGGCAAGGUACCAUAUACAACUAGGACACAAAUUUAAGGGUCAUGGAGAUAAAAUCCUUAGCUGCCGUAGAACCUUAAUUCUUAGCUGUUUUGAUACAUCAAAUGCAUCAGCUGUGGCUUUGGCAGAGAAAGCAGAGGUUCUGCUUCUAGCAAAUAUUGUUGGAGGUGCACAAAAUAUCACACCUGAUAUAUUCCAAAUUGAAAGAGAAGGAUUUAUGGAUUAUGGCUGGAUUCAGCUUUGGUUAUGUGAUUCUGAUGAGAUCAAGUGUUUGGUUGAAAACAGCAAUCAUCCCCAACAAAGGCUGAGAAAUAUGUUCUCUAGGUUGCGGCAACUAAGACUCGAAAGAAUGAAGAAGUUUGGAGCUUUAUAUCAUGGUGUGCCUCCUAGUGGCCUUUUUGAGAAGCUAGAGCAUCUAUAUAUAAGCAAAUGUCCACUGAAAACACGUCUCUUCACACCUGCAAUUGCUCGAGGUCUGCAACAGUUGGAAAAGCUAGAGAUAUUUUCAUGUGAUGAACUGAAGCAUAUACUUGAAGAUGAGGAGAUAAGUGGACAGGACCAUAGGGUGAUCUUCUCAAAAUUGAAAAAACUUCAUAUUAUGGGGUGCCAAAUGCUAGAAUAUGUAAUCCCAGUUACUUUUUCUCAAGGCCUUGUGCAAUUGGAGUCUUUGGAUAUAGAUUAUUGUGGUGAGUUGAAAUAUGUGUUUGGAGAAUGCAGCACAGAUGGUGAUACAGGUCAUCAAAAUGGAAUCAACAUUGAGUUUCCUGCGCUUCAGGUGCUUCGACUUACUGAUAAUUGGAACAUGAUUGGCAUUUUCCCCCAGUGUUACAGAGCAGGAUGGCCAUCUCUGCAUAAGUUUUAUUUGGAAUAUUGUCCAAAGCUUAAGAUAAUGUCCAUCAAUACUUUCAAGGCUAAUGAAUGCAAGGACACACUGGCCAUUGAGAAGGACUUCCUCUCUUGGGAAACCAUAUGUAUACACAAGUCCAAAGUAGAAACUAUUUUUAGCCUCGAACAGGCCGAGAUCAUUGAGCAACCGGUGAGAUUACAGUUAAGACAUCUAGAACUUUCGCAUCUACGUCAGAUGAAGCAUAUUUGUGUAGGUUUGAAAAACUUUUUUGUCUUCCAAAAUCUAAAGACAUUAGAGAUCAAAAGAUGUGAAAAGUUGGAGGUAACCUUUCCUGCUUCUGUUAUGAGAUGCCUUCCAGAGUUGAAGCAUCUAAAGAUUAUAAAAUGCCGGGAACUGAAGUUGAUCAUUGAAGAGGGUGAUGCAGAGAAUCACAGAUUAUCAAAUUGUGUUCCUCCACAGCCAUGCUUCCCAAAGCUGUCUGAACUGAUUAUCACAGACUGCCAGAACUUGGAAAGUUUAUUCCUUGUCCCCGAAUCGAAUGAUCUUCCAAAUCUAGAAGUGCUCAUCAUAGUUGGAGCUGGUAAGCUAAAAGAAUUGAUCAGAUAUGAAGAAAGACAAAGUGAUCAAAUAAGAAACGUGCAAGUUAAGCUUCCAAAGCUUAAACUUCUAAUGCUGAUGUCCAUGUCUAAUCUUUGCCAAGAAAUUGAACUGCCCUCUGCAGCACUUUGUGUCAUCGAUGAAUGUCCAAAAUUCCCUCUGACUUCAUCGGUUGCUACCUUCAAGGAGUUUGAACGAAAAAUCUCUGAAUUGGAUAUAGAUCUGGAGGAUCUGGAAAUAGCUGGAAUUGAUCAAUGGAAAGUACUCGACAGGGUUCGCGAGAUUAAUAAAUCAGAUCAGAUUGAAGAAGAAGAAGCAGAGAUCAAAAUUGUUGGAAAAUCUUCUUAUUUUGAUAUACCAUCUACAUCUACAAGUCCCUUGGACAUUGCUGUACAUAAAGCACACUCACAUGAGUUAAUGGAUGACCAAUCAGUUACUGAACUAUCUUUCACAAAUCAACAAAAGCCUCUCGGCAAAAUCAGGGCAGUUCAAAUUCCACAGAGUAUUGAAGGAAUAGAGAAAACCUGUGUUGGAGAAGUUCCAGCAUCACUGAAGCCAAUAUCACCAAUUUUUGGUUCAGAAGUAGUAGCAAAACCUCUAUAUAAAAUACCCUCUAUUAAUGUUGAAGACAAGAUUAAAGAAGGCCAAAAAAUGCAGGAUGUUAAAGAUAGUAUCCAAGAGCAAGAGCAACCUCACUUAUCAGAUAAGCAAGUUGUCUCUAAUAGCAAUAUUGAGGUUCAUGGAGAUUCGUCGAUGAUAACGAAAUUGGAAGCAUUUAAGCAGUUUGCUGAUCUUGAUGAUGCACAAAUUGCACUGCUUGCUGAGGCAAUAGCUGUGUAUCCUCAUCUUUGGAAAGUUGUUGAGGAUUUCAGCAUGCGCUUUCAAGCUUGGAUGUUGAAGACUUUGGUAGAUAUAUUAUUCUUCCUCCGGAACGAAUCUCCGGCCAGUGUUACUCCUCAAGGGAAGAAGGACUUCCAGAAACUCUGUGAUGAAGCUAUUCAGUUGGGAUUUGACAAGUCAUGGAUUCAUGAAAUGCAUCAACGUGUUAUGGUUAUGGUUAAGGAUACUAAUGAUAAUAAUAAUAAGGUGGAUCAUGCACAAGAACAACUUGGUGAGCUUCUUAAGAAGCAUGAUCAUCUAACUGAGCAACUUCAAAGCAUUAAGGCUGAAAUUGUUAGUCUCAGAGACUUUGUUGAUUCUCACAAAAGAUGUUUUGAUUUUCUUUGAUUUAUUGAAUUGUUUCUUGUGCAAGCAAGCACUCAAUUACAUGCAUGUGUUUUGUAAUAACUACAUAGCACUCAGUGCUAUCAUUGAUCAUAGCAAAAUUGUGAUGCAGAAAUUGCUGCACUCAAAAAUUUAGCUUCCUCUUUAUUUUGUCAGGGAUGAAAUUGACAAAAUAAUCUCAAUGACUUUGUUGAUUUCUCAAAAGAAAUGUUUUGAUUUCCUAA
This is a messenger RNA of Arachis stenosperma, 5068 nucleotides long. Its product is annotated as putative disease resistance protein RGA3. NCBI's taxonomy places the organism in Eukaryota, Viridiplantae, Streptophyta, Magnoliopsida, Fabales, Fabaceae. The record is from RefSeq and is a predicted model, not a curated record. Gene Ontology annotation, molecular function: ATP hydrolysis activity; ADP binding. The coding region runs from base 171 to 4847 and encodes 1558 amino acids. The transcript is spliced from 9 exons.